GCUUCUGAUUUUUGUGAUCUCGAAAGCUUUAGCUGAUGUCCUCCACUUGGGCUCCAGACUUCCACUUUGGGAAGCUCUUGUAGUGUAAAUGCUGGCUAUCUGUGCAGAUUUGUAAUAUAGCUACUAUUAUAACCCAUUGCAGCAAACAGGAUAUUUUUUAAAACAGCUGUAACCUAAAUGCUUAAUAUAAUCCACUCCAAUGUGAGUACAAUCAUAGCAUAAGAAUUCAUAUUUUUAAUACUGGGUUAGUAAAUGUGACCAUACAGCUGUCAGGUGGUUAUUGGUGAUUAACAAUUAUUAUUGAAUGAGCCAUUCAACUCAUGACUGUGCUGAGCCUCCUAUGGUCCAAUUCAUAUGGUGCCACUCCACUGCCCUUACUGCAUACAUUCCAUCUUUUUGGAUAUUUAGAAUGUCUAGAAAAUGUGGAAAAAAAUUUACGGCAUCUGGCCUAUGUUGGCAUGAAGCAAACCAUUCAGUAUAAUCCCAUUUUCCAGGGCUUUAUGAUUUUUCAGAUUAUAUCCGGGCAUCAUGCAGGAGGUCACGGGUGAUGUCACUGUUUUAUUUUUCUCUGCUUUUCUCUUUCAAAAAAAAUCUGAAUCUUAAAUCUCCCCUCUAAUCUUGAUCAGUGAUCCUUCUAAGCGGAAUUGGCCCUUUCCAUUUACUCUAUCCAGGCUCUUCAAACUUGUACAUAUCACUCGUCUUCCCUCUGACUUUUUUUUAAGGAAAACACCCCAAUCUUCCAUUAUAGUUUGGGGUUGUAUUGAGAAGGAAACUGACCCUUUCACGAUCUGAAUCUUUGUGAUUCAACUUCCUUCUAAAACAUCAAAGCAUUCGAUUCUGAAGUUUUUUUUCUGGAUAACAAGACUGGGGUAACGAAGGCUAAUUCAGUGCUGUCCACAGCCAGAAAAUCAAAUAAGAAAUGUGGGUCCAUCAACCUGUUUUGGGUUUGUUUUGUCAACGUGAUAAGAUGGGGCACUUGAGUCUAGACUUUCGGCCAUACAGGUGGAGACACUACCCUGUAGAUUACUUUUGUUGGUAAUUGCUGGUUUAUUAAGCAACUUGGGGGAGAUGCGCCUCAAUUAAGUGUCACCUAAUUUCCAAAAAGAAUUCCAACCCCUCUGCUUAGAGCGAUAUGUUAUGCAGUAAUACAAUCCUAAGCCAUAAAUUUCAGGAAGCUUGUUCGUACAUUCCAACUGUUCGUAGCUUUUGUGCUCCUGAGAUGCUGCUUGGCCUGCUGUGUUCAUCCAGCCUCACAUUUUAUUAUCUUGGAAUUCUCCAGCAUCUGCAGUUCCCAUUAUCUUUGUUCGUGGGUACGUUGCUGGUUUUGAAACACACAGUUUAAUGUCUCGGCUCUCUAUGAUUGAUGGGCAGCUGGACUCAGCCACCAGUCUCGCAUGUGAAAAUUCUUCUGUACGCUGCUGCAGUUCGUCCAGCUGAAGCUUUGUCGGGUAAGUUAUUUGCACAGCAAUUUUUGUUUCAAAUGUAUUUAAUUCGAAGUCUGGCAUAACUCUCAGGUACACAAGUUGUUUACAGUGAAUGCAACAAUUUGUAACUGGAACCCUCUUCUGGCUUCCUACCCUCGUAAACACAAGGCUUUUACAGAUCUGCCGACUAACUUAAACCCACCAGGCGGUUGAAACUAUCUCUGCAGCUCACUGACUUUGCCCCCUCAGCGAUCCUGACCGUGAGUUGCUGCGAAACAAAAUCGUUUGGAACGGGAAGUCACCGACAAGACCCGUGUGACAACCCUCAGUCGGUGAAUGGUAGAUUUUGAAGCAAAAUUGUAGGAAUGGUUCUCGAUAAACGGGUCCAGGUCCGGAGCAGCACAGUGUACUUAACAGAGAUACAAACCAUGCUCUGCAUGACUGAGGAUUGUUUCUCUUUGUCACCUAGACUCAGCAAGUUAUGAAGGCAAUCGCUUCGCUUUGGGGAUUUGAAUUUGCUGAAUACAUGAAUUGGCUGGGGGAACGAUUUGGGAUGUCACUGGGAAUUGUUCUGAGGAAGGGUCACUCAAUCUGAAAUGUUAACUGGUGCUUUCUCGCCACAGAUGCUGCCAGGUCCGCUGAGUUUUCCCAGCAACUUCUGCUUCUGUUUGAUCAAACAUCUCUGGCGCGCCCACAGUGGCUGAGCCAAUCUCUUCCCAUUUGCCUUUUGGUACGUUUUCCACACACAUUGAUGUGACUGAACCCUGCUGUCAUCAUCAGCCUGUGAGAUUGUAAAUUAUAAACACUGGCUUCAACCUUUUCAAAGAUUAUUGUUACACACAUCCCUCUGGGACUUGAACCUGGGUCUCCCGGACUAGGGGUAGGGACACUACGAAUAAGGGGGCCUCUGAGGGCGAUGGAAUCGAGAACCUUCAAGCAGCUGCUGCCAACCCUGUUAUCCUCCGCCGGUAGGAAAAGGUGAUAACUUCCCCUUUAACUAGAUACGUGCAUGCGCAUUAUCAUAGUGCAACGGAAAGCUCGGCCUGACGGGAAAGCUGUUUCAAAUAUUUAGUGGCGAUGAAUAGAUUGAACACCGCCGGUCGGCUUCGGAUCGUGUUCUCUAUUUCUAAAACGCAGUAAUGCCCUCAGUCUGUUGUUGACUUUUGCGUUCUCCUUUUCCUGCUUCUUGUCUCGAAUCCAAUGGUCCGUGCCGGAACCACCUUCUCGCACCGUGUGAUCGAGGGGGCCCAUGAGGUGAAACACAGUCAAGAUGGCGACGCUGUGGCGACGGUUCUGCUCCUUGCCUCCUGCGACCGCACUUGGAUUUUGGAGUCGAGUCCGAAACAGUAACAUAGGUAUCUGGACAUGGAGCCUUCUUAAUGAUUACAAAGAGGCCUGUAAAGAGAUUGUUGUGGGAGCCAGAGAUCACCCAGGAAAAGCUGCCUUUUACUGUGCACUCCUCACAGGGGCAUGUGUUUGUGGAUACAAAAACCCAUGUGACAAAUCCUUUCAAGCUACCCUGUUGGAAUCAUCAAACCAGCUUUUAGUUUUGUCACCUUGGGUCCGGAACAGUCGGUCAGACCAGCACAUCCAGAAUCUGGUGACGGUCAAAAACCAGGGCCGACUCCGGCAUCAGAACCUGCUCCUCUUCUCUCUGGUGUAUGCAGCACCCUAUGAUGCCAAGACCAGUUUAUACAAUGCACAGUGUGAAUAUUUGAAACCACGAUGGUCAGAUUUUCCAGGCAGAGUUUUGGACAUUGGGUUUUUUGGCAAGUGGUGGAUCCUUAGUUCCAAAAUGAAAGACUGGGACAUCAAUGACAAUGAGUUUGCUUAUCUGCCUGAUGAGCUGCAAACAGUUACGCCACAGAAUCUUCAUUCAACUGAGAAUGAGAGACUGUUUGAAUUAAAGUUUCAGCCUGUCAUUCUUGAAGAAGAGGACACAGAGGAGAGGGAAGCAGGCUAAAAACGCUGCACACUGUGCCACAGUAGUAACAAAACAUAACAAAAAGUUGUUGAGGAUGGAAACUUAGUUUCAUCCCCUCACAGCUUUAUCCUUCUUGACUAUUUUGGAGCUUUAUUUAACAUUUAUGCUUUAAAAAAAAUUUUAAAAACUUAAAUAAACAUAAUCCCGAGCA
Molecule: messenger RNA, 3559 nt
Organism: Stegostoma tigrinum
Lineage: Eukaryota; Metazoa; Chordata; Chondrichthyes; Orectolobiformes; Stegostomatidae
Gene: timm29
Product: translocase of inner mitochondrial membrane 29
Exons: 2
Coding region: 2695-3387 (230 amino acids)
Biological process (GO): protein insertion into mitochondrial inner membrane
Cellular component (GO): TIM22 mitochondrial import inner membrane insertion complex
Source: RefSeq, a predicted model, not a curated record